Fraxinus pennsylvanica is the source of this 3024-nucleotide messenger RNA. The record is from the annotation of a GenBank genome assembly. NCBI's taxonomy places the organism in Eukaryota, Viridiplantae, Streptophyta, Magnoliopsida, Lamiales, Oleaceae.
AUGGCGACGUCUUGUUACUGUUAUUACAAUUACAGUAAUAAUCAUAAUUGUCCAUGCCACUUCCGCAUGAAUCGGGUCGGUGUAACCCGGGUGUUUUUCCAUCAGCUCAGUUGUAUCAAGAUUUCGGGGCCAGGGUUCGGGUCCGGCACUGGGUCAGGCUGCGAGUUUAUGUUGCCGAAGAAGAAGAGUAAAUGGUUGGGACGGCGUCGUUUCAAGCUUGUUGCCAGUGCUGAACUGUCUAACUCCUUAUCUGUGAACAUUGGUUUGGACUCCAAGUUGCCUUGGGUUGGACCACUUCCCGGGGAUAUUGCAGAGGUUGAGGCCUACUGUAGAAUCUUUAGGGCAGCUGAACAGUUUCAUAAUGCUUUAAUGGACACGUUAUGUAAUCCAGCGACGGGUGAGUGCAGCGUUUCAUACGACAUGUCAUCAGAAGAGAAGCCUUUAUUGGAAGAUAAAAUAGUUUCCGUCCUAGGUUGCAUGGUCUGCCUGCUGAAUAAAGGAAGAGAUGAUGUCCUCUCAGGGCGAUCUUCCAUCAUGAAUUCAUAUCGGGAUGUGCAGAAAAAGGUAAUGGAUGAUAACCUUCCUCCACUUGCUAUUUUUAGGGGUGAGAUGAAAAGUUAUUGCGAGAGUUUGCAUGUUGCUCUUGAGAAUUAUUUGACGCCAGAUGAUGCUCGAAGUGUAAAUGUUUGGAGAAAGUUGCAAAGGCUAAAAAACGUGUGUUACGAUUCUGGAUUUCCCCGAGGGGACAAUCACCCUUGUCAGACAUUGUUUGCAAACUGGGGUCCUAUUUACUUGUCCACCUCAAAAGAAGAAAUGCAGUUGGGAAAUGUAGAGGUUGCUUUUUGGAAAGGUAGCCAGGUGACAGAAGAAGGCUUGAAGUGGCUGUUGGAGAAAGGAUUCAAAACAAUUGUGGAUCUCCGGGCAGAGACUAUAAAGGACAAUUUCUACAAAAUGGUAUUAGAUGAAGCUAUUUUGUCUGGAAAGAUCGAGCUGAUUAAACUUCCCGUCGAAGUUGGUACUUCACCUUCAAUGGAGCAGGUUGAGAAGUUUUCCACUUUGGUGUCAGAUUCGAGCAAAAAGCCCAUUUAUCUACACAGUAAGGAAGGAAGGCAGAGAACCUCUGCCGUAGUGUCUAGAUGGAGGCAAUACAUGGAUCGUGCCACAUCUCGGUUUGUCUCUAAUCAGCGAGUUAGCCCCACUGACAUUCUAGUUCCAGAUGCUAAAAUAAUAGAAGAGACAGACUUUGUUUCAAACUUCAAAGAGAAUACAACCUCCGACGAUGGAAAUGGGUCCAUCUCAAAGAAAUCUGAUAAAUCUUCUAGAUCCCAUGGAGGAUUUAUUAAUCAAGCCUCUUCAGCUGUAGAAACCCAAUCACGGAGCAGUAAUGGAGCCUAUAUUACCAGACCAACCAAUCAGGCUACCCCAUUACCAAAAAUAAAUGGUGAAAUAGAACCAGUAAUAAACUUCUACAGAAAUGUGAAACCACUAGAGUCUCAACUACCUCCUAUGGAUGUUUUCUCCAGAAAAGAAAUGACCAAGUUUUUCAGGAAUAAGAAGAUUUCACCUGGAACAUAUUUUAUAUACGAACGCAGAAGAUUGGAUAUGCUGUCUGCUUUAAGAUAUAACUGCAAUAGGACAGUCUUGAGAGAAGAAACUACCACUAAUUCCAGGUUUAAGGAAGAAGAUAUUGUGAACAGAUCACUUAACGGUAACAUGUCAUCUUCGAAGCCUACCCCUCCUAGUUAUGGGCCAUAUCAGAGUCAUAAUUCUUUUGUCACACCAACACCUCUUCCCAAUGGAACAAUUAGUAGUAAAGAGUAUGCUUCAGGUGAGAAAGAUGGUCGUACUAGUACAAGCAUUGAGCUAAAUAAGAAUGUCAAGUCAACGAUGGUUACUCGAGAGAAUAAGAGCAACAGUGACUACUUAUCAUCAGAUGAUGAAAGCUUGGAAACCCUUGAAGGAAAUAUGUGUGCUUCUGCAACUGGUGUUGUGAGAGUGCAGUCAAGAAAGAAAGCUGAGAUGUUCUUAGUCCGAACAGAUGGAUUUUCUUGCUCUAGAGAAAAGGUAACAGAAUCUUCCUUGGCAUUCACUCAUCCUAGCACGCAGCAGCAGAUGCUUUUGUGGAAAUCUACACCGAAGACUGCAUUAUUAUUGAAGAAGCUGGGACAAGAACUCAUGGAAGAAGCCAAAGAGCUUCUUGAGAAUGAAACUAGAACCAGACUUGACUACCACUGUGUCGUGAACCCGGAAUGUACCUUUUAUAGUCAAGAUACAAGAGACCUUCAUGAGAGAGUUGAUUUUGUGGCUUGCUUGGGAGGAGAUGGAGUCAUACUUCACGCUUCCAAUUUAUUUAGAGGUGCAGUUCCUCCUGUUGUUUCAUUUAAUCUUGGGUCCCUGGGAUUUCUCACAUCCCAUACGUUUCAAGAUUGUAAGAAUGACCUGAAACAAGUUAUACAUGGGAACAACACACUUGAUGGUGUGUAUAUAACUCUUAGAAUGCGUCUCCGCUGUGAAAUAUUUCGAAAUGGGAAAGCAGUGCCUGGCAAGGUAUUUAAUGUGCUCAAUGAAGUUGUAGUUGACCGUGGUUCCAAUCCCUACCUCUCCAAAAUUGAAUGUUAUGAACAUGACCACCUCAUAACAAAGGUACAAGGUGAUGGAGUUAUAGUAGCCACUCCUACUGGAAGUACAGCUUAUUCCACUGCUGCUGGAGGGUCUAUGGUACAUCCAAAUGUUCCUUGUAUGCUCUUUACACCGAUUUGCCCACAUUCUCUCUCAUUCAGACCUGUCAUACUUCCUGAUUCUGCACGGCUGGAAUUAAAGAUUCCAGAGGAUGCACGAAGUAAUGCUUGGGUCUCGUUCGAUGGGAAGAGAAGGCAACAACUUUCUAGAGGCGAUUCCGUUCGUAUAUUUAUGAGCCAACAUCCACUUCCAACAGUCAACAAGUCCGACCAAACAGGUGAUUGGUUUCGAAGCUUGAUUCGUUGCUUGAACUGGAACGAAAGAUUAGAUCAGAAAGCGCUUUGA